Molecule: messenger RNA, 795 nt
Organism: Metarhizium robertsii ARSEF 23
Lineage: Eukaryota; Fungi; Ascomycota; Sordariomycetes; Hypocreales; Clavicipitaceae
Product: cell surface protein
Exons: 3
Coding region: 1-795 (264 amino acids)
Source: RefSeq, a predicted model, not a curated record
AUGCAUUCUAUCAAGGCAACUGCCGCUCUGGCCAUCGCCCUGGCGUCUUUCGCCAACGCAGCUCCUAUUAGUCCAGUCCCAGGGUUGACGGAGCUCUCCGCCUGGGAAACUAUUUUUUCUGACCCAAACGUUAACCCGGAAGACUAUGGACUUUCUCAGGCUGAGCAGCGCGAGAGAUAUAGGGAGGAUUGCCACAAAGUUUGCGGAACGGUUAUUCAGCUUAUCGCCAAGGACGGCUGCGACUCUGAUUGGAAAGGAUACGAGAAAAGUUGCGAAACUUGCUUUUAUAAUCGCUUCAUUGAUGGCUCGGAAUUCAGGGAGAAGUGGGGAAAUGGCGUGAAGAAAGCUCUCGGCAUGUGCGGUGUCGAAGUCCCAGAAGAGAUCCCCAAAGAAAAAGACGCCGACGGAUGCCUUGUUGAAAAGCCAAGUCCUGCAAAGCCAGAUGCUGAGAAGACAGCCACCGAGACGCCAAGUGCUGAAAAGCCAGAUACUGAAAAGCCGAAUACUGAACAGCCAGAUACUGAAAAGCCGCAUGCUGGACAAUCAAACACCGAAUCGAAAGAGCCUGGAGUCGGACAGAGCACGAACCCUCAGAAAGAAAUCAGCAAGUAUGAUUGUCACGCUGCCUGCGGAGGCAUUAUUACCAUGGGCCGAGAGGGAAAAUGCAAAGAGCUCAAGGAGCAGUUUGUUCCCGUAUGCGAGAAAUGUGCUGUACAAGCGGGCAUCUGGGGAAUCUAUAGAUGCGGCGCGCGAGCAGGCGCAAAGAAAUGCGGCGUCCAAGUCAACCCUCAGUAG